AUGAUGGGCAAUAGUGAAGUAAUUCACGCUGAUUCUUAUGCGCCGGAUACUAUCGCCAUUGACACGCAAGCGUUGGUGAAUGGCCGAGCUCCGAAGGUACAGCUUAUCGAAAUGAACAUAAGCAUGACUCGUCAGGCAGAUGAUCGAGCUCCUCAAAAGCUAGGCAGCCGAUUGACGGAUGUGAAGGUGGUACCUAUAAAAGAUGAGGAAUCUAUUAUCGCCAGUCAACUCUCCGUCAAACAACAAUACGAAUUGCGGCGCCAAAUGCGGAACAAGAAUUACACCAAAAGAUGGAAGGCUUAUCUAGAAGAGGAAAACGGCUCGUAUGAAGAAGCAGAUUUGCAAUCAGGCAACGAUGAAAAGUGCGAGGACGAGCACGAGCACGCCACAAACACGGUGCGCAACCCAUCUCGGUACCUAACAGCUCUCUUGCGCCAUGAUCCAGAUCGACAAGAGUUGAUCGAACUGUUCUAUCACACUAAGUCACCACAGAUUGGUGCAUGCGUUGAGACUCUGCAGCGAAUGGCCAAUCCCGGGAAGAAACGGGCGACGUACAGAGGUGUAGACCCACCUGAGUCCGAGAGGUGUUCUCAUUGUAAGACAGAGUUGAACAUGCAGCGUCCCGAGCGUCUCAAUGCCCAUCUGUUAAAUUGCACACGACAGUCUCGUAUCAAAGCUCAAACCCAGCAUAUAAAAGCACAUUUCGAAUCGUCACUCCGGAAUUGUCGCUGGAAUGACUGCGGCCAUUCGUUUCGAUCGCAAAGCGCUGGCACGUAUUCUCUCCACGUCACACGUCAUCUUGAAUCCAAUCGACUGCAACAAUGCCUGUGGGAGCGUUGCGGGUUCACUGCAGCUUGUUAUGAAGAUCUCGCUCUUCAUGUUGGGAUUAAGCAUGAUGUGCCUACUGAAUGGACAACAACUACAAGGCGUCACUACUGUUACGAGCAUAACUUCUGGCUGGUGUCAGAUCAGGCAUGGUCUGAUCACCUUCGCCAGCACCUAGAAGACUUGAACGAUUUCUGUGGGCUCAUUCGCAACAAUGGCUUGAUAAUUGUAGCUGCCCAAUGUCUGUUUUGUCUUGGCGAUGUCAACGCUCCUCCCCACGUCCGGUGCGCGCAAUAUCCUGACAUAUUUAUGCUUCAUAAACAUAUGAAGUCACAUUUGGAGCACAACACCCAACUGGACACAUGUCCCCAUCCAAGAUGCGAUGACUCCCUAGGCUCGCAUGAAGCUUUCUGGCAGCAUGCCACCGACAUCCAUGGUAUUCCCCCCUUUGGCCCCCGACGGUUGAAACGUAAGCGGUCUGAUACUUUGGAGGAAAACGACUGCGUGAUUGAAUCAGAUCUGGGAGCCAUAAAGUCACAAUGA
This is a messenger RNA of Periconia digitata, 1368 nucleotides long. Lineage: Eukaryota; Fungi; Ascomycota; Dothideomycetes; Pleosporales; Periconiaceae. The record is from the annotation of a GenBank genome assembly.